GCACUGCUGUUUUCACGCACGCGCAGUCUCUCGCUCUCUGCUCUGAUGGUGUCUGUCAGGAUGCGGUCGUGUGUGUUGUCGGUUUUACUCCUAAACGUUUUCUACAACGUCGUCUCCUCUCUGUACUUCCACAUCGGAGAGACCGAGAAGAAAUGCUUCAUAGAGGAGAUCCCGGACGAGACGAUGAUUAUCGGUAACUACCGCACUCAGCUGUACGACAAACAGCGAGAGGAGUAUCUACCGGCCACGCAGGGCCUCGGCAUGUUCGUCGAGGUGAAAGAUCCCGACGACAAGGUGAUCCUGUCGCGGCAGUACGGCUCAGAGGGCAGGUUCACCUUCACCUCGCACACACCUGGAGAGCAUCAGAUCUGUCUGCACUCCAACUCCUCCAAGUUUGCGCUCUUCGCCGGAGGCCUGCUGAGGGUUCACCUGGACAUCCAGGUGGGGGAACACGCCAACAACUACGCUGAGAUCGCUGCCAAAGACAAGCUGACGGAGCUGCAGCUCAGAGUCCGGCAGCUGGUGGAGCAGGUGGAUCAGAUCCAGAAGGAGCAGAACUACCAGAGGUACCGUGAGGAGCGUUUCCGUCAGACGAGCGAGAGCACGAACCAGCGCGUCCUCUGGUGGUCCAUCGUGCAGACCCUCAUCCUCGUGGCCAUCGGGAUCUGGCAGAUGAGACACCUCAAGAGCUUCUUCGAGGCCAAGAAACUGGUGUAACCUUUUCCUGUGUGUGUAUGUGAGAGCGUGUGUGAGAAAGAGGGUGUGUGUGUGUGAUUGUGUGAGAAAGAAGGCGUGUGUGUGUGCCUGGUCUCUACUGAUUGAUGAAGUGCUGAGAAGAAAAACUGCAAGGAAGACGGGACGCAGGGAAAUCCAGCUGCAUGAAAAACAUCUUUAGAUAAUAAUAAUAUGAAUAAUUAUACAAGGUUAAAUGUAGACGCCUUCAAACGGAGUUGCUUUCACAUAAAAACAUUUCAUACUCAGAAUAAAAUUACAACUGAAAAGCAGAAACUUGACAUAGAAAAGUAAAACAAACAUAAAACCACAUGAAAGCAAUUCUGAAACAGGUUUUUAAAAGUGUGUUUUUUAAAUAGCAGCCCUGAUCUUAGGCAGGCAGAUAUUAUUAUUGAUAUUAUGAUUAUUGGUAUUGGUGGUCCCGUUGUCUUUGCAGUAGACUAUCAGGGGAAAAUGUGACGACUCUAUUUAUUUAGUUCUGCUUCUCUCGUCAGAAUUGAACCCGUCGGUUGAGUUUUUAAACCUUAUUUCUGACUCCCCUCUCUGUGAGGAGGACCACACGUGUUACUGGCCAACUAGAGAUUCCAUUUUAAGCAAAUUAAAAUCUGGAUUUGAGCAAUUUUUAAUCAUAUUGUUGGGCAAAAUGCAGGAGUAUAACGUGGAGACUCUGCAACAAAACUAAAACUCUUGGCACUGUUUUCAGUAGCGUUGAUUCAGAGGGACUUCCCCCUCAUGACUGACUCCAGCUUAACGUGUUUUUUUUCUGCGAGAACACAGGAAGUGUGUUGCAGACUUCUCAUGCAGAAAAACACGUUUUUAAUCUUGCCACAGGCCGCUGGGUCGCUGUUUUUUUUAAAAUCCACCUCAUUGCCACAGAUCAGGUUUGAUCUCUGUCUGAUUUAGAAUAAAACCAGCUGUGUUUCUUUACAAAAAUCCAGCUUGUUGUGAAAACGUUUGACAUGAAAGCAUCAGAUGUUGCAUUAAAAAUCUAUCGGGACUCAAAAACGUAUCCUAUUUUGGCUUCUUGAAGAAUAUUUUGGAGUUUAAAACACAGAAACUGUGGCCUGAUGAUCUUAACCUCAAGGUUUUUUUUACUUCCUUUUAAAGUAGAACAUAACAAAUGUAUUAUUAAAUCAUUCAGCUUCCAUUUAGUUACAAAUCUGAGCCUGAGGAGUAAGAAAAAGUCCCCCAUCUUUCAGAUUUAAAAUUCACAUUUUUGAGAAACUCUUACUUAGCAAAGUGUUUCCCUCCUCAGCUUUAAAGAUUGAUAUCAUUGUUUUAUUCUUUCUUCCUCUCUGGUGGUGUGUGUAUAACAGUUUUAUGUUGCUGGUAGUUUUCAGAAAUGUUUUCCGGGGUUAGAAUUAAAAAGGUUGGAAGAGGGCUUUGAAUUUAUUUUAUUUUUAGGGAGAUUUUUGUCCAUGUGAAAUCUGUCUGGAAUUGCACUCAAAAAUAAAGUUUGUCACAUUUGUUUAAAGGCC
Eleginops maclovinus (Patagonian blennie) is the source of this 2210-nucleotide messenger RNA. Its product is annotated as transmembrane emp24 domain-containing protein 9. The transcript is spliced from 5 exons. Bases 46 to 717 code for a protein of 223 amino acids. NCBI's taxonomy places the organism in Eukaryota, Metazoa, Chordata, Actinopteri, Perciformes, Eleginopidae. Gene Ontology annotation, biological process: endoplasmic reticulum to Golgi vesicle-mediated transport; Golgi organization; COPI coating of Golgi vesicle. Gene Ontology annotation, cellular component: endoplasmic reticulum-Golgi intermediate compartment; Golgi apparatus; endoplasmic reticulum. The record is from RefSeq and is a predicted model, not a curated record.